Molecule: messenger RNA, 972 nt
Organism: Paramacrobiotus metropolitanus
Lineage: Eukaryota; Metazoa; Tardigrada; Eutardigrada; Parachela; Macrobiotidae
Product: mu-type opioid receptor-like
Exons: 2
Coding region: 1-972 (323 amino acids)
Biological process (GO): G protein-coupled receptor signaling pathway
Cellular component (GO): membrane
Molecular function (GO): G protein-coupled receptor activity
Source: RefSeq, a predicted model, not a curated record
AUGUCUUUCGCUAAUAACUCUUCCGGCGUUUAUGAAACACCUAAAUGGACAUACGUGUCCAUUGUCUCCUUGAUAAUUACCAUUCUGUCGGGAGUUUUCAACUUCCUCGUUUUAGCGUUAGUCAUCCGUAAAAAGCGCUUACGAACAUCCUUUAACAUCUACAUCAUCAGUCUUUUAACGGCCAAUAUGAUGUUCACUGUUAUCGGCAACACCCUGGAUGUGUAUAACGACCUGUGGUCGUCAUGGGGGUUGGGUUUCCAUGUGUGUACGCUGUAUAUGUACGCCAUCUGGACACUGACCAGCUGCCAGAUUUUUAUGCAUUUCGUAAUCAGCACCAACAGGUUUUGCGCCGCGGCCUUUCCCAUUAAAUACCGGCAUAAGCAUACCUAUCUCAUGGCGAUUUAUUUGUCGCUUGGUGCUUGGAUAGCUGCACAUCUUAUAACCCUUCCAGGCAUAAUUAUCGAUGCGGAAAAGUAUCGGAAACGGGACGUAUCAAAAGGCUGUCACAUCGAUGUGACAAUCAAUAGCGGUCAGCAGCACUGGAUGAUCUGCGUUCAGCUCUCCUCCUGUGUCGUCAUUGCCUGCAUUAUGCUUAUGUAUAGCUUUAUUAUGUACGCCCAAAAACUACACCGUCAAAAGGUCUUUCCAAAAAACCGUGCUGCCAGCAUUCCCAAUGAAGCAUUUACAUCGGGUGCGACCGCCACCAAGACGCUGCGAGCCCAUGCGGCCACCCUGCUGACCGUGAUAACUGCCAGUCUAGUGGUAUUCUGGAGCCCCGCCACUCUGUAUUAUGUCAUUGUCCCGCUGACGGACGGGAUAUGGGAUACGAACAUUGUAGCUGUAACAAAUAUGAUGUUCAAUUUUCAAACGGUCAUGGAUCCGAUUAUUAUGGCGCUGGCGGUGUCCGAUAUUCGCCAGCACAUUUGGAAAGUGGUACACCGCUUUACAAAGGCCACGGGAAAUACCGAAUAA